UCAUAAUUUAUAAAAAUAAUGUAAAUCAUACAUAUGAUCCAAGUUCACACAUGUACAAACUCAGACUAUAAACCACAGCACAUUUGCACAACACGAUGUCAGAAUUUCCAUUCCAAAUUACAAUCAACAUAAUGUGAUCAGAACUCAUUUACUAAUUCAAAAUUAACAAGUUCAAGCACCACAUAAGAAAAUGUUACGUCAACUGAGUAAAUUUGUAACUACCGGGUCAUCAACCAGGCCCAUUAAAUUGCUACAAUUCAGAGAAGUAACAAGGAACUGUAGAGGGAGGUACCUGACCGGCCAUUUUCCUAAAUUCGCAAACCAUUUAUCCAUUCAAAAAAGGCCUUUCUUAACUAUUACAACAGAUUUCACAAACACACCGUUCGGGCUUUAUUUUAAGGCACUUGAAAAGGUUCCAUUCUUAAAGCAGUUCUUCAGAAAGAAAAAGAAAAAUUUAAAAAAACUCAAUGACCAAGGGGAGAGUGAAAGAAAGGGCAAGAAAAGGAAACCGAGAAGAAAGAAAAAAUGUUUGUCAAAACAAAAAACGGAAGGUAAAGCUUCUGACAAGUCUAAAGUCGAUGGUGUGAAAAAAGAAAUUUGCCCAGAUAUGAAGAAAAAAGAAGCCAAAUCUAAGGCUCCUAAAGAGAGCAAGAAAGGUAAAGUGGAAAAGGAACAAGUAGUAUCCAAAACUAAGGACAAAAUUAUUAAAGAUAAACCGGUAGCCAAGGCAGAUAAACCGGUAGCCAAGGCAGAUAAACCGGUAACCAAGGCAGAUAAGCCGAGUAAGAAAGCAGAAGGCGUAAAAGUUACUACUCCCUUGAAAAAAGAGUGUAAUAAACAAGAAAUGGAAGAAGCCGAUAAAAAGAGAGCUUUAGAAAGUGCUGCCAAGAUAAAGGAAAGUCUUAAUAGGCAAAUAAAACAGUUAGAAGAAAUUUGCAAAAAGAAGGCUGAACAAAUCAAAGGUGCUGAAACUGUUGCUAAAGAACAAUGUACUGACCCAUUCAAGGAAUUGAAAGAAAUUGAAAAAAGCUUCAAAAGGAAACAGGAUCUAGAGAAACAGUUACAACAGAUGGAAGAGGCCUGUAAAAAAAAUGAUAGCCAGCCUUGCAAGAAAAUGGUUGAUGGUGAUAAUGAAUUAAAUCCUUGUAAGAAAAAAGACUUUGACCCAUGCAAAGGAAUGGAAAAAAUUAAAAAGGAAGUGAAAAAUUCAGAGGAAGCAUGCCGACAAAUGGAUGAACUUGAAGACGAAUUGAGAAUGGCCGAAGAGGCAUGCAAGAAAAAGGAAGCUUUAGCUCGGCAACUGAAACAAGUGGAAGAGAGUUGUGAUAAGUUGGAAGAUGUUGCUAAAAAAUUAAAAGCCAUGGAAGAAACUUGCAACAAUAAGGGUGAACUUGAAAAGAAAUUGCAAGAGAGUGAAAAUGCUUGUAAGAAAAAGGAGAAACUUAUGCAAGAAUUAAAAGACCUAGAAGAAAUGGAGUCUUACAAAUUGAGGAAUGACACCCCUUGUAAUAAGGAUCCCUGUAGCAAAUUGAAAGAAUUGGAAGAAACUAACAAGAUUAAAGAGUGCCUCAAUAAGCAAAUUAAAGAUUUAGAAGGAAUUUGUAUCAAAAAGGAUUGCUUGCGUAAAAGAGUGAAAGAAGCCGAGGAAGCAUGCAAUAAAAAGUGUGCUCUUAAAGAACAGCAUAAACGAAUGGAAGAUGAUUGCAGCAAACAGUGCGACCUUAAUAAUCAAUUAAAACAAGAGGAAGCGAUUUGCAAAAAAAAGUGUGGUCUUUAUAAACAACAAAAGCAACUAGAAGAACUUUGCAGCCAAAAAGAAUAUCUUUAUAAUCAACAGAAGAAGUUAAAAGCGGCAUGUAAGAAACAAAGGAUGGUUGAACAGCUGGAAAUGGAGAUAAAGGAAUUAGAACAAGCUUGUAAAAAAAGGAGAGAAUUGAUAGAAUAUUGUAAAAAAAAGAAAGAGAUUGAAGAAGCGUGUAAAGAAAAAAAGAUGGAAGAAAUUGCUAGGAAAAGAAAGCAAAUAAGAGAAAUGGAAGCAACAUGUUUGAGAAAACAGAGUCUUUGCAAAGAAUUAAAAGAAUCAGAAAAUGCUUGCAAGAAAAAGGAGGAGCUUGAAAAGCAGUUGAAAGAGCUUGAUGAAAGUGAUGCUUACAAUAAAAAAUAUGAUGACCCUUGCAAACAACUGAAAGAGAUGAAAGAAACUCAAAAGAAAAAAGAAUGCUUACAAAGUCAGUUAAAAGAUAUUGAAAAAGAGUGUGACAAAAAGAGAUGUAUUAAAAGAGAAAUUGAAGAAGUGGAAGAAGUUAUAAAGAAAAAGGAAAAAUUAGAGAAGCAAUUGAAGUAUGAUGAUCGAUGUGAUAAAAGUGAUGAUCCAUGUAAAACAUUGCAAGAUCCCUGUAAGAAUCUGGAUGAUCCCUGUAGGAAACUGGAAGAUCCCUGUAAGAAAAUGGAUGACCCAUGUAAGAAACUGAAGGAGCUCCGUAGAAAAUUGGAUGAUCCCUGCAUGAAAAAAGAUACUGACCCGGGUUCUAAGAGCUAUGAAAGCCCUUGUCAAAAAAUGAACAAUCCCUGCAUGAAAAAAGAAAAGGACCCUGGUAGUAAAACUGAUAAACCUAGUAAGAAAAUGGAUGAUCCAUGCACAAAAAAAAGUGAUCCUUCUACCAAAAACAAUGAGCCUUGUAAGAAAAUGGACGAUCCUUGCACAAAAAAAAGUGAUCCUUGUACCAAAAAUGAUGAUAAACCUUGUAAGAAACAGGAUGAUCCCUGCAAGAAAAAAAGUAGCGAUCCUUCUAGUAAAACUGAUGACAAACCUUGUAAGAAAAUGGAUGAUCCAUGUACAAAAAAAAGUGAUCCUUCUACCAAAACCAAUGAGCCUUGUAAGAAAAAUGACGAUCCUUGCACAAAAAAAAGUGAUCCUUGUACCAAAAAUGAUGAUAAACCUUGUAAGAAACAGGAUGAUCCCUGCAAGAAAAAAAGUAGCGAUCCUUCUAGUAAAACUGAUGACAAACCUUGUAAGAAAAUUGAUCCAAGCUUGAAAAAAAGUGAACCUUGUGGUAAAAAGGAUGAUAAACCUUCUAAGAAACAGGAAGACCCUAGCAAAAAAGAAAUAAAAGGAAUGAUGUUUGAAUGCCCAGGAGGAAAGAGCAAAGAUAUAUGCAGUAAAAAACCUGAAUCAGGAAACAAAAUAAAUAUAAAAAAAUAUGAUAAACAGGAUCCAUGUGAUAAAAUGAAUAAAAGAAAAGAAGCUUUGAAAAAAAAGCAACCAGAUGGUCAGCCAAAGGCAGGAAAUGAUAAACCAAAGAAAUCUAUCAAAGGUUUUUUCAGUAAAUUGAGUAGCAAGAAAGACUUAUUCAGUAGCAAAAUAAUAAAUGAAAUUUCUCAAAAUUUUAUUGUCACUUCAUGUAAGGAGAGUAAGAUCACACAAGAGGAAAGUGCUUCAUCAUACAAAGAAUUGAACAUUAAUUCAUUGUCGUCUUUAUUUUCCAUAUGUAGCAAUCACAAUCUUGCACACUUCAUCAAUAACUGUCCUGGUUUUAUUUUCGGUAAUAGAUUAUUAGUGACUGUAAGUGGAUUUGUAAGCUCAUGUAUCAAUGAAAAUGUCAAAACCGUAAAUAAGCUCCUGUUCGCCCAACAAAGUGAUGAUAGUGAUCCUUUCUGCCCUAAUAGUAUUUCCAAAGAGGAUUUAGAGGAACCGUGCCCACCUAGUCUAGAAGAACUUCCAUGCCCUUCCUCGAAGCCACCUGCUUGUGAAGAAAACAAAGAAGAGAUUGAAUCUGAAAUAGACAAGAGUUGGCCAUAUGAAAGAUUCCCUUGGAAUAAAGAACCACCAUGUAUGCAAGAACGACGCGGUGUUGGAAAACUCGAUGAUCCUUACGCCAACAACAAGCUGUUUGGCAGGAUCAGAAUGGUAGGGGUACAAUCUUUGACUAGCAGAUUGGGAAGUGUGAUUAUGGAAGACACCUACAGUGAAGCUGAAUGGAAAAAAGAUUCUCUUUUCGAAAAGGUUCUUUCUACAUUUGAGCCAUCUCUUGACCACCAACUACUGAACGGCCAACUGGCUUGGAUCACAGGUUCAAAUACUGUUUAUAACAAAGAUAACAAUGAUACUUUAUGUCCUGAAAUCAAAUGUGAAGACAAAGAAGAGCCUUGCCCUCCAGAACACCCUUCUUUACCCUGUCCAAAACAAAAAGAACCUUUAUGUCAAGACGAAGAGGAUUAUUGGUCUGAUAUCGACCAGAACUGGCCAUAUGAAAAAUUUCCAUGGAAAAGAGAGUCUCCAUGCAGGCACAGUUCACGCGGUGUAGCUAAACUAGAUGACCCAUUCAGCAAUAACAUGAUGUAAAAAAAUGUGAUCUAGAAAGAUUUUUUAAAGAUAAUUUAAUUAGCACGUUUCACAUUUGUGUCUUAAAUGGUUGUGGUGCAAAUUCAUUAAACAAACAAUAAAAUAUGUGCGGUAUCA
Messenger RNA from Cimex lectularius (bed bug), 4459 nucleotides. Its product is annotated as intracellular protein transport protein USO1-like. NCBI's taxonomy places the organism in Eukaryota, Metazoa, Arthropoda, Insecta, Hemiptera, Cimicidae. The record is from RefSeq and is a predicted model, not a curated record. The transcript has 2 exons. The coding region runs from base 191 to 4342 and encodes 1383 amino acids.